Poecilia latipinna (sailfin molly) is the source of this 1798-nucleotide messenger RNA. RefSeq names its product transmembrane protein 196 (gene tmem196). The transcript is spliced from 5 exons. The record is from RefSeq and is a predicted model, not a curated record. Bases 623 to 1171 code for a protein of 182 amino acids. NCBI's taxonomy places the organism in Eukaryota, Metazoa, Chordata, Actinopteri, Cyprinodontiformes, Poeciliidae.
AAACUUCAAAAUCACGUCACCUGUUCAUGACACGUCACUAAAGUUUAUGCUAAAUUAAGUGCUAAAGGCACUGUGUUUGUAAAUCUUUAUAGUUUCUCAGUGAAGUUGCCAAAAAGAAUAAGAAAAAAUGUAAAUUCACUGGCUUGGUUCUCCACGAGCCAGAGAUUGAGAUCCUUUAAAUCUUGUUUACGGUCCUGCUUUGUGUUCACCUGUGAAAACAGAAAUAGUCUGUGCCCCGUGUGUCGAUGUCCGUGCGCGCGCGUUCCUGUGCGCGCGUGAUCGCGGCGGCUCUUUAGUACCUUGGACAGCGCUCGGCGCCACAGACACAUCUGUGAACCGGGAGCGGGGACUUCCACCGACCGUCUGGUAUUUGCGCAAACAUUUUACUCAGAGGAUGUCUCUUCUCUUUUGAAUAGUUUUUGAGAGUUCACCACUUCUCCUUUGCAAGUUCCUUUAUGACUUUCUGUGCCCGUGCGGACCGAUACUAGCGGCUAAGCCCUCGCCAUCCCGCUGGAGACGCAACCAGCGGAGCCACGCCGCCUUUGGAACGCCGAGAAGCGGGAUCCUCUCUCGCCGUGAGCUCGCCUCCUCCCUUUGGAGCUGGAGAGAUGCCCGGGGGAGGAUGUGCUCCAGCCGCAAGAUCCUGUGGAGCCUGCUCCUGCUCUCCUUGGUGGAAGUGGGCCUGGGUGUGGCGAGCAUCGUCUUGGGAGCGGUGGGCAUCAUCUGGGUGCGUGGGGAGCACCCGCCUCAGCAGGGCGACGCUUCUCCGGUGUGGAGUGGACUCUGUUUUCUGCUCUGUGGGAUGUGCGGAGUGCUGUGUGCCUGGAAGAGGACAGGUCUUAUUAUGAUCCUCUUCUCAGCAUGCUGCAUCUGCGGCCUGAUCGCCGGGAUUCUCAACUUCCAGUUUGUUCGGGCGCUGAACAAACGGCCAAACUCGUUGCAAUCGAUCCACCUGGCUGCCAUGACACUGGCCUGUCUGGGGAUCUCAACCUGUACCUUAUCCACAUGGCUUACCUGUCGACUGGCCAGCUCUGAGCAGCAGCGGAUGUUCAUGGAGAGGGAGCACUCGCUGCACCAUUCGCACGAGAUGACAGAGAAGGAGGUCCUUGACAACUCGAGUAACGGCAUUCCUCAGGUCUCCUACAACGGACACACUUCGCCGUCACCUUGACAAUUUCACAAGCACCAAAACAAAGACAGUUACUGCAACAUUAUCUGCGGGACAGAAGGUUCAGCUUGCGGCUCACUCGACAUAUCCCUCUGUCCUGUCCUGAAUGCAAAAACCGGACCAGGGCGCUCACCUUGGAAAUCCUUACUACUGUCAGAGAGACAAACGCAGCAUUAGGACAGCUGUCGUGCUUCUGAAUUAUUAUGCAGACACUGGUUCAAACAUCCUCAGCUCAAACCAAAGCAAGGAUGCUGAACUUUUGUUUGGAUGACAGCUCAGGUGAACAUCUUUGUGACCUCUCUCUCUUAACGUUAAUGAGCAGGCAGGGCGGAUUUUCCCCUCGAAACAACGAGCACAAAGUUAGCAUGCGGCUGAUCCAUAUGUAUCGAAGAGCUACUGCAAUUUCAGUCUCACUGUCUUAACUCAAUCUCUCUGUCUAGUAACCAGUUUAAUGAAUGCAGUCUGAGAUAGUCAACAGUAAACUGUAUGUAUUGUCUGAUGAUGGAAUGCUUUGACAUGAUAACACAGCAAAUGUACUGUACCAUAUAACAAUGCUUGUAUAAUAAAUUGUUAUUUUUAUAAUGCUUCUUAUAAAGUUACAUUAAAUAAAGUAUGGCUAGCCUAUGACGA